AUGGCGCUCCCAACGCUAAUCCUGAUUUUCUCUACAGUAACAACAAGUAAGUUGAUCAACGACUUAUUAUUCUCUCUCAUUUUAAAAAUAUUUGACAGCUCUGCAAAAGGUUGUCAGAAUUCCAGUAUCUUUAUAAUUGAGCUAGAAAAUCUUAGUGAUGUUCAAGGGAUUACAGCUGGUUCCAAGGAUGAUCAAAGUACUGUUGAUUGCGAAUCGAAUAUAACAGGCGGUUUAAGAGAAUACAUUACUGAAUUUCACAAUAAGAUUCGUUCACAGCUUGUACACGGUCAUCUUCAUGGGUAUGAAAGUGAGGCAGACAUAUACACAAUGAGAUGGGAUUGUGACCUAGCGAAAUUAGCGCAGGAAAGAGCGAAUAGUUGUGGAAAAAAUACAGAAUUGCAUAAGUUUUCUGAUAAAAUUGGGGAAAUCGCUUAUCAGCAUUUUACUAAUAAUCCAGAAACUAUUGUGUUUUAUUUCGCACUUUUUUUUCGCAUCUGUCAAGUCAAUAAAUAUGUUAUUAUUCCAGAUUAUAUCUGGCCGAACACUUCUUCUAGGCUGUGGCAUAAAGCACCAAAAGACGAAUCACAUAAAACUGGCAACGGAUGUGAAUCAUGGAAGAAUUGUACUCUUUAUAAAGAUUCAGUUUGCAAUUUGAAUACGAAACUAUGUGAUUUGCAUAGCGAAACCGAAAUACACGACUCGUUUCGCACCUUCCUCGCAUCAAAUGGCACUAUUAAUAUUCCAAAUUUAGAAGAUGAUUCAACAACACAUCACAAUGAUAGCGAAAAUAAUAAUGCCACCGCUCAAUUGUGCAAUAAAAAAAUUAUGAGCGAUGAUACGCGCAGUGAUAUACUCUUUGAUCACAAUGAAAUUCGAUCUCAAUUGGCAUAUGGCGAUUUUAAAUUUCUUCCUUCGGGAUCGAAUAUUUAUUCAUUGAAAUGGAGUUGUGAACUAGAAGGAUUAGCGCAGCAAUAUGCAGAUGUUUAUGCAGAUGACUGUACAAUGUCGCGAAAACAAGAUAUUCAUGUGCCAUUUGAAACGGGUCAAAAUGUUUUUAAAAUUAGGACCAACGGAAAAUUCACCACAGAUCAAUGGUUUGAUAAAGCACUCAAUUUCUGGGCGAAUGGAACCCAAGAGAGUCAUCAAGUUGUACAGAUUUUAUAUGGGAAAACUUUGUUAAUCGGCUGCGGUAUUCGUAAAUGUCGUGAAUCGGAGGUGGUUAUCGUUUGUCAAUACUGGCCCAAGGCGACACCUGGUCCUUUAUAUCGACAAGGUUCAUCUUGCGAGGCAGAUAAUUACUGCGAUGCUUACAACCAAUCAUUUUGUGAUUCUGAGAUGAGUUUAUGCCAGAGUUCAGACAAUUUCACGUUCCCUAAUCCCCUUCACGCAAUGCUACUCCAGACUACUCCAAUAACAGAUGCUUCCAAUACCGAAAACGUAACUAAUAUUCCUUCAACAGAAGGGAUAUUUAACUCAUCGGAAAGUGGCGAAGAAAUUAUUCAAAAAUCAGCUGAAGAUCAAUAUAACUGUAGCGGCACAAAACUUCUCAGCACUUAUCCUUCCCAAUUCAAAAAGAAACAUGAGGAAUAUCGAAAAAAAGCCGCAAAUGGCAUCAUCAGUCUUCAUAAUUUCGAGCAUAUUCAAGAAGAGUUUUUCUUUAAAUUGGAUUGGAACUGCGAAUUGGAAAAAAAAGCUCAAACGGAAGCUGAAAAAUGUGCUGCGCCUCUUCGCGAUGCCAAUUAUAAAUAUCACAGAACGAUAAUCCAUAAUUUCGAAUUUGGCGAUUUGACUAAAUUUCUCGAUCAAAAAAUUGAUCGUGCAAUCAGUAGUUGGUGGGGGAAUAAAAUGGUUGACGAUAAUAUCGAUAUUGCACAAUUUGAAGCCACAGAAAUAGGUUGCGGCAUUGCAACAUGUGUUGAUGAGAAUCUUCAAAUGGUACUUGAUAUAGUCUGCCGCUACUGGCCGACAAGCGAUCCAAACGAACUCUACAGUUAUGCCAUCAGCUGCGCACGAGAUAGAGAUUGUAAUUCGUUACCUAAUUCAUUCUGUGAUACUGAUUUGGGGAUAUGCGUGGAAGCUGAACGUAAAGCAAAAUCUUCAGCGAGCAAUCAUAACCACUUAUAA
This is a messenger RNA of Dracunculus medinensis (Guinea worm), 2124 nucleotides long. The record is from the annotation of a GenBank genome assembly. Lineage: Eukaryota; Metazoa; Nematoda; Chromadorea; Rhabditida; Dracunculidae.